Messenger RNA from Lactuca sativa (garden lettuce), 456 nucleotides. NCBI's taxonomy places the organism in Eukaryota, Viridiplantae, Streptophyta, Magnoliopsida, Asterales, Asteraceae. The record is from RefSeq and is a predicted model, not a curated record.
AUGGCAACUUCUUUGAAGGCAGCCAUUAGAGCAGCCAAGAAUGUUGAGAUCCAACUUAGGGAAAAGGGUUUGGAAAGAUCUGAGGUACGCGAGAAGAGGAAGUUUGAGGGAUCCUCAAGAUCUGAAAAUAAAAAUAGGUUCCUGAAGUCUGACCCCAACAACAAGAAGUAUGGGGAUAGUAAUGAAGAAAGGUGGUGUGACAAAUGCCGAAGGAAACACACUAGGAGAUGUCCUAAAGAGGUGACAUGCUUCAAAUGUGGGAGGACCGGUCACUAUGCCCAUGAAUGCACAACCCAAAGUGAAGUCUGCUUUAAGUAUGGUGGAGAAGGACACUUCAAGCAACACUGCCCGAAUAGGGAAAGGGCAAUGAAGCCAAAUGAACCGCCAAAGCCAAAGCUAAGGGCAUUCCAAAUGAUCCUCGAUGAAGCAGGUGACAAUGCGAGGAAUCAAGGAUGA